AUGAGGAAUUAUGUUCUUCGGGCAGUCCGUUGCUAUAGUGCUUUGCUCGUAUCAUUUUCUCUGCUUCUAGUAUCAUUUCCCGUCCACUGCGAGAGGAAGCUAGUGGAGGUUCACCGAAUCAUUGCAGUUGGUGAUGUUCAUGGCGAUGCUGACAAUUUUCUCAAAAUUCUCCGUAUUGCAAAUCUGAUUGAGGACAGCGCGUCCGGGGCCUCGGAUGUGCUCGAUAGCCCACCGCGUUGGAAGUAUUCCUCGAGCCAAAUAAGUGACACAACCGUGAGAACGACUCUUGUUCAAGUUGGUGAUUUGAUCGACCGUGGAGAGCAGGACCUGGAGACUCUGAACAUUGCCAUCUCUCUUCAGGAACAAACAGCGCAAUCAGGUUCGCAAGACAAGGUUGUGCUGCUCAUAGGAAAUCACGAGCUUUUGAAUCUUCAAGGGCAUUACCAUUACGUCAACGAGAAGAACCAUGGUGGCUUUAUGAGCAAAGCACUUCGCGCAGAAGGAAUGAAGGUAACGGGGGUGUUUGGGAAGUACAUUGUAGAUAAUUUUAAGGUUGCGCAUAUUGAUGAAGGAGUUUUGUUUGUUCACGGUGGUAUCGAAACGGGAAUGAACAUCAAAGACGUUGAUGCGCUCAACGAAGAUGUUCGUAGUGCUUUGCGUCAAAACAUCUUUCGGCACUCAUUCCUGAGAAGCAGCGGCCCUCUCUGGACGAGGAAAAUGAUUAUGGAAAGCAUGAGCGACGAGUGCGCCGAUGUGGAGGCGGCGCUGAAGCAGCUCAACGCAUCACGCGUUGUUGUUGGCCACACUCCGCAGGAGUCGGGCCACAUUGGGCAGUAUUGUGGCGGGCAGGUCCUCGCUAUCGAUGUCGGCAUAAGUCGAUGGAUGUACGACAGGGCUGUGGCGCUAGAACUUGUGUUUUUGAAGUACACGGACAGCCUUACUGGCUCCAGCUCCUCUAGUUUCGUUGUCAGUGAGCUACGUGAAGGUGUUUCGGGGUUUUGCUACACAUGCGUGGAGGCAAGGGACGACACUGAUUCACCCAGAGGUGGUGGCUCUGUUGAGAAGGAUACUUACGACGACUUGUAA
This is a messenger RNA of Leishmania braziliensis MHOM/BR/75/M2904, 1086 nucleotides long. Its product is annotated as putative Serine-threonin protein phosphatase. Bases 1 to 1086 code for a protein of 361 amino acids. The record is from RefSeq and is a predicted model, not a curated record. Lineage: Eukaryota; Euglenozoa; Kinetoplastea; Trypanosomatida; Trypanosomatidae. The transcript has a single exon. Gene Ontology annotation, molecular function: hydrolase activity.